Trypanosoma theileri is the source of this 2607-nucleotide messenger RNA. Its product is annotated as aminopeptidase. Lineage: Eukaryota; Euglenozoa; Kinetoplastea; Trypanosomatida; Trypanosomatidae. Gene Ontology annotation, biological process: proteolysis; peptide catabolic process. Gene Ontology annotation, molecular function: zinc ion binding; peptide binding; metalloaminopeptidase activity. Gene Ontology annotation, cellular component: cytoplasm. The record is from RefSeq and is a predicted model, not a curated record. The transcript has a single exon. Bases 1 to 2607 code for a protein of 868 amino acids.
AUGGCUUUACCACGAAAUAUUCUACCAGCUGAUCCAGUACCGCAUUACUACACUGUAAAUAUUACACCUGAUUUUGAUACAUUUUUAUUUACAGGACAUGUUGAAAUAAAAAUUACCGCCAGAAAGCCUCAAAAAAGUAUCACACUCAACUAUAAUGAGUUGACAUUUGUUAAAGUAUCACUUAAAACCCUUGACAAUCCAUCGAACGUUGAAGAAGUUCCUGUUAAUGCAAUAAUAUUGGAUGAGGGUGAAAUGAAGGCCGUAUUUCCUCUGAAAAAUAGUUUCUCUGGGGAAGCCAUUCUUUCAAUUGAUUAUACAGGUAUAAUCAAUGAUAAACUUGCUGGUUUUUACAGAAGCAAAUAUGUUGCUAAUAGAAAAGAUUCAUAUAUGGGCACAACACAAUUUGAAGCUGUGGAUGCUCGUCGUGCAAUUCCUUGUUGGGAUGAACCAGCGGUGAAGGCCGUUUUUGAAAUGAUAAUAACUGCUCCAUCAAAUAUGUUAGUGCUUUCUAACAUGCCACACUGUAAGAAAGAAAAUCUUGGGACCCAGACUCGUUGGUUUUUUGAACCAACUCCAAAGAUGUCAACUUAUCUUCUUGCUUGGACAAUUGCGGAAUUUGACUCUAUUCAACGUACUAUAAAAAAAACACAUAAAAAUAUUAAUGGUGAGGUUGAAGAAACACUUGUUCGUGUAUUUACUCCUCAGGGGAAAAAAUCCCAGGCUUCUUUUGCUCUUGAUGUUGCCUGUAAAGUUCUUCCACUUUAUGAGGAAUUUUUUGAAUCAAAUUAUAUUCUCCCAAAAGUUGAUCUUCUUGCUAUUCCAGAUUUUGCUGCAGGAGCUAUGGAAAAUUGGGGUCUUAUUACUUAUCGAGAAGUCGCUCUUUUGUGUGAUGAAAGUUCAAGUGCUGCUCAUCGCCAAUAUGUUGCUAUUGUUGUGGCUCAUGAGUUGGCUCAUCAGUGGUUUGGUAACCUUGUUACUAUGCAAUGGUGGAAAGAACUAUGGCUAAAUGAAUCUUUUGCAACUUAUAUGGAAUAUUGGUCUAUAGACAAGUUAUUCCCAGAGUGGCAUGUGUUUACGCAAUUUGUACACGAUGAAAUUACACGCGCUUUUAAAUUGGACUCUCUUCGAAGUUCUCAUCCUGUUGAAGUGGAAGUUAAAAACGCCAAAGAGAUUGAUGAUAUUUUUGAUGCUAUCAGUUAUAGCAAAGGUGGGAGUAUCGUACGUAUGACCGUUAAUUUUAUUGGAGAAGAGGCUUUUCAAAAAGGUAUGUCCGCCUAUUUAAAACAUUUUGCUUAUGGGAAUGCCACAACAGAAGAUUUAUGGAAUUUUUUGGGAAAGGCGGCUGGAAAACCAUUAACACCCAUAUUGGAGUACUGGACAGGUAAACAAGGUUAUCCUUUUCUUACUGUGACUUUAUCAGAUAAUAAAGAGAGUCUUCAUGUAACCCAAAAUCGUUUUCUUGCUACUGGUGAUAUCACUGAAGAUGAAAACAAAACAGUUUGGAAAAUUCCUUUAUUGGUUACAAGGCCGGAAAAUCAGAUAUUAAAAACAAUUAUCGAAGAAAAAGAAAGUACUCUAUCCAUCCCUCAUUCAUCAUGGGUAAAAGUAAAUACUGAUCAAUCUGCUUUUUGUCGUGUUCUUUAUGGAAGUCAAGAAUUGUUACACAGUUUGUUACCUGCAAUUGCUGGAAAAUAUAUUUCUAAUAUUGAUCGUCUUAGUAUUGUCUCUGAUUAUCAUGCAUUCGCUCGAGCUGGUUAUUGUAGUGCAGUUGAGGUAUUAAAGCUUUUGUCAUCUUAUAUUAACGAAGAUGAUUACACUGUGUGGUGCUCAAUUGUGGAUUUUGAAACUGAUCUCAGAAUGGUGGUUUCAACUCAAGGUGGAGAUGUUUUAAAUGCAUAUAAUGCCUUUUGCCGAAGAUUAUACUCUGGUGCAAUGAAAAAAAUUGGUUUUACUCCUAAGCCUGGGGAUAAACACAGCGUAACUCAGUUGCGUGGUAUUCUCUUUAACCGCCUUGCAGUGGCAGAGGACGAAGAUACCAUAGCUCAUGCUGAGAAAUUAUAUGGUGAACGACAAACUACCCCAAUUCCCGCUGAUCUAUACUACACAGUAUUUGCUGUGUAUGUGAAAAAAAAUGGCGAUACCGCACUUGAAGAGGUAAAAAUGCUUGCAUCAACAGCCACAGAAGCAAUGGAGCGUUCAUAUUACCUUCGUGCACUUGCUUCUUCAAGAGUUAAUGGUGUAGUGUCUGAACUUUUCAAGUUUGCUCUCUCUGAUAAGGUUCGCAGCCAAGAUGUAAUUUAUUUACUUGGUGCACUUGCUUCUAACACUGAAAAAAUAAAAUUGUACGCAGAGGAACUUCGACGUGUAUGGAGUACACUCGGAGAAAAGCUGCCGGGACUUAUUCUUGGUCGUGCCUUGAAGUAUCUUGAGUAUGGUGCGGAUGUGACUGUGGCAGAUGAAAUGGAUUCCUUCUGGAAUAGCCUGGAUGAGAAAGCCAAGAUGGGCAUGUCGCGCAGCUUUGAACAGGGAAUUGAAGGACUUCGCAAUAAUGUGGCAUGGGUAACCCGAGACGCAAAGAAUGUGGUGCAGUUUUUGACGAGCAAAUAG